Ceratitis capitata (Mediterranean fruit fly) is the source of this 10725-nucleotide messenger RNA. RefSeq lists its product as uncharacterized. NCBI's taxonomy places the organism in Eukaryota, Metazoa, Arthropoda, Insecta, Diptera, Tephritidae. The record is from RefSeq and is a predicted model, not a curated record. The coding region runs from base 837 to 10115 and encodes 3092 amino acids. The transcript has 18 exons.
GCUGCAAUACUUGCGAACGACAUUAAACGAGGAAUAGAGAACGAAGCGCAGAACGAGAAAAUUUCAUACAUCCGUGGAAAAAGGGAAAAUUAAACAAUAAGACGUUUUACAAGUAGAUACAAGUAUUAAAAUACUAAAAUCUGAAAUAUUUUUUCAAAUUUAAUUAACAUAAACAAAGUGUUAAGUGGAAGGUGUUACCGAAAAACAGUAAAGGAACCAAGUCGCUCAGUGCACUUAGCUUGUAGCUGCGGCGGCCGAGUGAAAGUGUCGCGGAAAUUCUGGGUCUCGUCUACCCGCACCGCUUUGCGCUGUUUUUUGUGCGCUUUAAGGCGCUCUGGCACUGGACACAAACUUGCAGCGAACGAAUUAGCAAACGGACAAAACGAAAAAUGCAAACGACGAAUGAAGUGCAUACAAAAUAACAGAAAAAGUGUACUGUGAAAAAUACGGAUGGUGGUAAAUACGGAAAUAAAGUACCGCAUACUACCGAGCAAGUUAACCUGCUACUGGCGCGUGCAAUCAUACUCAAAAUAGCAAUAAAAGAAAAAAAAUAUAUAAAAUUUUUAGAGAAAUUAACACAAUUCCUUCGUGUAAAACAUUUGUAUCACAAAAGCAACAGUGAUUAAUACGUAAAGCUACUAAAAAUAUCUAAUUAAAUGCGCCGCCGUCCGUUCCCUUCAUCUCACCGUGGUGAUUGCAAGUGCAAGCGCGAAAGAUCGCCUUCAGUGUAGAUGUCGCAUCUAUUCCAGCGUCAUCGAUUCAAUUAAAAUUAAGUUGUGCUGGUGCAGUUUUAUUUUAACUGCAUUAAAAGCACAUAUCCGGUUUAAGGAUAUCUAAUGGAAGCACGUAAAGCAAAAGAGCUUCGAGUGCGGGUUCGACGCAUCAAAGUAAACUCUUCCACCUGCAGCCCAAACAGUGGCCCUAGCUCUGAUGCACCCGUUACGUCAGACAAAGCUAAAGUUAAUGAAGGGAUGGAAAUGGAGACGCCAUGUACUAGCAAGAGCACAUUGGUAUUCGCUAAUCGGGCAUCACCAUCAUUUUCUGAUGGAGAUGAUUUCGGCACUGUGCAUUUUAAGUUAGCAGCUGCACUAGAGGCUGCAGCUGCACAUUCUGCAGGUGGUGGUGGAGGUGCUCAUCUACUUGAUUGGCAAAGCAUGAAGUCUGCUCUAAUUGGUGAAGCAAAAUCUACAUUAAGAGUACAAAAAUGUAGUGAUAAAAAGUGCGAAGAUGCUGGAACUGACACCCAUGAAUCCGAUGCGGACCAGCAAGAAAAUGCUACAGGGCAGACGCAAUUGGGUGGCAUGUUGUUGAAACCUCGACCUGAUAGUGAUAGCAGCAGUACAAGUUCUAGUGACGAGGACGACGAUGUGCCUGAGAUACUACUGGUUUCACCAGAACCGAAUGCAGAUAGCGCAGACUCGGACCGUUCAAUGCUAUUAUCCAAACUGCCGUUUUCGGAUCCUGGCGUUUCGGUCGUUGAUGAUAAAAAUCCAACGUCAGCAUUAUCCAAAAUACUCUCUUUACCGCCAUUUGAUCCACAUGCACCUCAUCUGCAAGUGCAACUAAUCAUUAAAAACGUCGUCUCCCUCACGCAAUUGAGUCUACGCGAAGACAAUGUAAUUGAAGUAGAUAUUAAGAAAAGCCUUAUAGCAGAGUUGGCAGUAAGCAAAAAGCGUCGUAACCUUAGUCCAUUUAUGGAUGCGUCCAACAUACAUGUCAAACACAGUAACGAUGAAUUCUUUACAUUUUGCUCAUGCAAAAAUUGUUUAAAGUACCGUGAAAUUGUGAUACAUAUUAUGGUGGAACAGUUUAAAACGGCACACAUGGUGGUAAUGUUACUGGAUGUUCUAAUAAAAGCGUACGGACCAAUGCUAAAAAAUCGGACAGCUUACAAUAAGUUUGAAAAACUUUUGGAUGCUAACAAAGAGAUCUAUUGGAUAGCUUGCGGUUUUGUUUAUAACAAAAAGGCUGAACAUAUGGAUUUCAUAUACGAUGACUCCUUAUCAGAUAAUAUGAUAUUUGUGCUUUUUAGUUCCAUACUCAUGGUAAACAACCCACUUUUGUUGUUACAAAUAUUAGCUUUUCAUGUUGAAUGCGUAGUCAAAGCGUACGCGGAAGGUUUUAUAGAAAUUGUUGAGCCAGACAACAAUAAAAUACCUGCUGAGGAAAUGCUAACAUAUAUUUUGGAUGGAUAUGAUGAUUUAUGUCGUAUAUCGGAACAGAUAUCUUGUUAUUUGUUUGCGUUUGAAAAUGAUUUUCUACGCAAAUUCAACCUCACAUGGACUUUACUGUGCCAACGCCUAUAUCAGCUCCACGUUUACUCCAAUCUCACUGAUACUAUGUUGGCUUGUAUUAUCACUUUAAAGGAGGAUGAAUUGACAUCUCGGCAUGCCACCCUUAUUAAGAAGUACAUACAAUUUGAUGAUAAAAUGACAUGCGUUGAAAAACGUUGGGCAGAUGUUUGGAAUGAACUUAACAAAUUCAAUUUAUCUGAAGCGGAGCGCAAACGUCGAAAAUGUCUAUUAAAUGUGCAUCGUAUAUUCGAUACCGUGGUACAAGAUGCAAUUGCAUUUGCCUUACAGGAGUUCGAUGAUGAUAAUGACUUCUAUGACUUCCAAUGUUUGGAGAAUCGACGUCUCGCCUGGCAAAAUAUAAUGGCAUAUACGAAAAUGAAAUGGCCGGACGGAUUUUUUAAACCACCAAAUACCUUGGUGUGCGAUGACAAGUGCAAGAAAUGCAAUGCAUUGUUGGAAUAUCACACAGAGCAUUGCAAAUGUAUUACUUGUUCUAUCGCUGGAGGCCCUUUACCACCUCGACGCAAUUCAGAUCAGACUUGCUACAAAUGUAUGGCACAAUCUCUUAUCGAAAAAGAAGUUAACCUCUAUGAAUCGAAAAUUUUAAACGUUUGCACAAGUGAUGAUUUUCUAUCAUUUGUAAGAAGUAAUAGUAAGCGUAAAAGUACCACACUCGAUGAUUUUGGUGACGAAGCUUGUAGUACAUUGCCCGCCAUCGAAGAGCUAACUGCUGAAGACACUAUCGAAUUGGGUCAAUAUCAUACUGCUUGGGCUGUAUUUCAACAUUUCAAUAAUAGAAAACGUUAUAGAUAUCCAGCUAUAGAUGAAAAAUAUUUUUGUACUGAUUGCACCAGCCCAUCCUGCUUAUUGGCUCGAAAAAUACUCAACAAUGAAGUGGCCCCUACUUUGUCUCAGCACUUGGUGCAAUAUUAUCAACAGCUGUCUAUGAGUAUCGAAGAACUGCGUGCUAUACUGCCAAACAUCAUGUUCUAUAAUCGAAAAAUGAUUGCUUUUAACAUAGGUUUCGAUUUGACUGAUGUGCAUGACCUUGUUGUGAAGAUCUAUUGGACAUUUAUAAUAUCACUUUAUGCUAGAUAUUUUGUAGAAUUUGAUCUUAAAUGUCCGCUGAAUUUGUCCUACUUUGAGUUGGCAAAUAAUGAUAUAAGACUUUGUACAGAUAAAAUCGUCGGCAACAAGGACGAUACAAAGUUUGCAAAAUUUUUGGAUAAAAUAAAAAGUUUAUCGCCAUUUAAAAGCCAAGUCGAAUCAGAUUUUGCGUUUACUGUAGAUGUGCACACAGAAGAGAUUCAAAAGAAAUUGGAUGAACUUCUGAAUUUCGAGGAUAGUCAAAGCACUCCGGUCUUGCAUGACCAAAUCCCACCGCCUGUUACCAAUAUAGAACCAGCGACUGUUACUGAUGAUCACUCGAAAAAGAAUUGCAAAGAGAAACUAAAGAAAUGUUGCUUCGAUCAUUCAGAUUUGGGUGAUCACUGUAAAGAGAAUCAUUCCAGCAAAAAACGUAUUAAAAAGGAGUGCAAUCAUGCCCGAAUGAACGAAACACGCGAUAGAUUGCGUAAAAAGUUGUCGCAGUUGGUAAAUGCUCGCAAAAAUAUGAAGGCAGCGGCGGCAGCUGCAGGAGCGACCCCAAGUGAUCAACAACAGCCAGAACAACUUCAUCCGCAAGUAGCGCCAAUGACUUUGACGAACACCAAACAGCCACCGUCUUUAAAAGCAGUAGCUAAAGCAGCUGCUGCAGCUACCGCUGCUAAUUCCAAAGCGCACUGUUCUACAAGCAACAAAUUAGAGGAUGACGACGAUAGCUUAGUGUGCCUAAGCUCACUAUGUAAACGUAUUAGUCAUUUGCAUAUGAAUGCAACAUCCACAGGUGGACCAUCCAAUUCACAGCCAAUAACGACAACUCAAAAUGGAGUUGGCAAAAAAGCACCAUCUUCAGCCGCAGCGGCGGCAGCAGCAAUAUUGGCCGGCACUCCGCCCACCAAGAAACUAACAAAUUCCAAUGCAAAUGCUGCGGCAUGGGAGGCAGCCACUCGCGAAGCGGCCAGCAGCCGAGGAACAAAUGGAAAAGGUGUUUCUGGCGGCAGUGAUAAAGGUGCGGACUCACGUGAUUUGAGUGUGUUUAGUGUUUACUUGAAUGGUUAUUCUAAAGAGUUCCUAGAUCAUUAUUCACGGGAUCGUGAAAAAGUGAAAAAAUGGAUAAACGAAACUCUGAGCUACAUCGAAGGUGGCAUAGAUGGCAUUAAUGGUAAUGGCAAAAAAUCGCAACCACAAACUACCAACCCGAAGAAAGCAGCUAAAAAGGCAAAACAAAAGCAGCGCAAAGAAGAAGAAAAACGUAUUCUAGAACUACAGGAUUUGCGUGGACAGUUUCAGGAUAUUUACUUUAAGGAAUUCACUGAUAAACAUAAACUAAAGUUGCUAAAGAGUAGUAAGAAACGUGACAAGAGGCAAAUUGGUGAGAUUGAAACAAACAUCAAAAAGUUGCAACGCGCUAAAGGAAAAGUGGAGACUGUGAUAUUGGAAUUGAUUGCCACUGUUAAGCAGACAAACGCUGAAUUUAAAUUUUCUUAUUUGCCCACAAAAGAACAGCAAAUAGAAAAGUUAAAAGUGAUUGAAGACAACGCUACUCGUUGCACAAACGGCAAUACAAACCCAACAGUGCCAUCCACAUCUCCGAAUGUUAUUGAUGGCAUAAAUAACCUGAAUGCCGCUUCUGGCAUUAUGUCGGGUAGCAGUAGUUAUGUGCUGCCAUCGGCGUACACUCAUUCGAAUGUAUCCGGACCAUCAUUUUCACCUUAUCAAAUCGACUUCCAGUCAUCACAGGCUAGCAGUUUAAAUGCUGUCGGUGCCGGCGCUGGCUAUGGUAUGAUACGUGCGCCCUUGCCUACACCGAUGUGCUACGCGCCGCCGCCACAUCAAACUCUCUCGCCGGAUGUUGUUGCUGCAAUGGCAGCGAAUGCCGCUUGUAAUUCGAAUGCUGACCCUUCCAAACGCAUUGUCACUAUACGACGCGUUAACUUGCCAAAUGUGCCAGAACCACGUGUCACGGUCACAGCUAAGGGUAGCUCUCCUGAUAAGGAUAAGUUGCUCUACACAUUUGUGAAUGGACAACUUGUGCCGACUACGGUGCCGCCAAUGACACAACUUCCCUUAGAGCAAAUGUCGAAUGUGACAGAGCCUCGAGUUACCGUUAGUGCCAAGGCCAAUACUGCGGACAAAGAUAAGUUGCUGUACACCUUUGUCAAUGGGCAAUUGGUACCGACUGCUGCCCCGCCAAUGACACAAUUGCCAUUACAGCAAAUACCUUUGCCACUGCCAAUGCAGGCACCAACGCCGCCGCCACCCGUUAUAGCUAGUAAUACCCCAGCGGAACAAUUAACACUGUCAAUACCACCACCACCCUUGACAAAAACCCAAUUGAAGAAAGAACGACGUCGCGCAGCGAAACUAGCGGCAGAAGAGGCAGCGGCUAAAGCUGCAGCUGAUGCUGAGGAAGAGCGACUGCGAUUAGAACAAGAGCAAGCUAACCAACAAAAAACGGAAAAACGGCGGAGUGAUACCGCUGCUACCAAAUUGAAAUCAAAGAAAAAAUCCGGCAAGAAUGGAGUUAUGCAGUCGGCGUCAACGACAUCCGUCUCCACGGCAGAAGCAAAUGAAGGAGCGUUGAAAACAGGGAAAAAUCAACGUUCAGCUUCCACAACCACAUCCUGCUCUGCAGGUACAUCGUUAUCUGCUACGCCAGUCAACAGCCGAAUGAACACGAGAGAGAAUUCGUUGAGUAAUCAGAAGCCAAUCAUCUGUGGUGAUAGCUUGAAGAUUGCGAAUACGACGAGAAAGUCUGUAACUUCUAAACAGAAAACAUCAUCUCAAUGCCAAAAGGCGACAACGUCACAAAAGCAGAGGGAAGUGGCUAAACAAAAGCCGCAGAACGAAGGACAACCACACUCGAACAAAGGCAAUGGUGGCAAUAAAAAAGUGGACGAACCUGACAAUAUAGAGAAAGCAAAAACUCCGUCUUCGGUGCCCACAGAAACUGUUGAGGAAUCCAAGCAAAAAGAACGAAAGAAACGCAAUAAAGAGCGUAUCCAUCGACCGCGUUUCAUAGACAACGGUCAAUUCGAUAACAACCCUUUCGCUACUUUGCAUACCCAAGAUUCCGACUCAGAGUGGGAUUCAACUUCAUUGAGCUUCGAUGAAGAUGAUAUUGAAACAGAUUCGGAUAACGAUCAAAAGCAGAACCAAGUUACUGUGGCACAGCAAAAUACGACGCCAGCUAAUCAACUUUCCAUUAAAGCUAAGUUGUCUACGAAAACCACGACGACGCCAAGGGUAGCUACGGACACCACAUUGGGAGCAAUGGGCUCUUUAUCUACAUCCGCUACGAAGACAAAAGCAAAAAUCGUCGAAGACAAGAUGAAAGUAGAAGCAAACGUUAAUCAACACAAUACAAGGACUCAGAACAAGAGAGGUCAGCAGGAGCAGCGAAAGGAGGAGGUUGCUAAUAAAAGGCAAGAACAGCAAUCCACGCCUUCACCACAGCAACAACAACAGUCGUCACAACCAAAACAACGCUCAUCAACGCAAACUCAGCGCAGAGGUGAUAAAGACAGGGAAAGAGAUCGGGAUAGAGACAUAGGAAUCACUAAGGGAAAGGGUAAAGGCAAGGAAAAUGAACAAGCGUCACAGAGUAUUAAGUCUGGAGCUGUUGAAGCCGCUAGAUCAAUGUCGAUUGUUGGAGCAGGAGGAACGCAACAAAGAGAACCGGCCUCGAAGACAAGUCGUCAGUCGUCAAGACAGCAAAAGUUGUCUGAAAACGGGUCCCAAAAGGCAUUGCAAGGUCAACAACAAGGACAGACACAUGAUCAACCACGUAGCAGAGGUGGGCGAGGCGGUAGAGGUGGAGCUGGAGCUGGAGGUGGCGGUAAUGGUAACGGUAACGGUAACGGUCGGUGCAGCGCUGACAGCGGGGGUGUAAGUGGAGUAAGCGAUACACGUUCUAAACGUAGUGGACGUUACGAACGUGGUGGCCGUGGAACAGGUGGUGGUGGAGCUAACAGUAAUCAAAAUGCCAACCGACAUUCUGCGGAACCCAAUCAGCAAGCCCAAAAUGUUGGCGCUGAGACAAAACCACUAUCGAAGCGGGCUCAAAGACAAGCGCAACGCAAUAAGAAGUUCCAAAAGCAACAGCAUCUACACCUCAACUAUGAAGACUGCGGCGCUGGCAUACCGAACAAUAUGGGCUACUUCAAUCCAGACGAAGUUGUGAUUCCCCCUGAACCACAGCCAACAUUACAGCAACAACAGUACAAUAGUUUGCCACAGCAACUGCAAGCGCUACAUAUCGGUGGUAAUGUAAGUGUGAAAGUAAACGGACAACCACCUAUGCAUCCCAGUUACGCCAGUGUAAGCAAUGGAAAUGGCAACGGCGGCUAUCAAGGCGUUGUGCCUGCCCUCAGCAUUAUGGAUCAAUUGAAUCGUGGUGUACAAGUUGAAAAUCUUUCCCUACCGCCUGGCAUCACACUUACCAAGGUGGAUCCUAUAAAGAGUGAACAGCUGCGUCAAAAAUCCGAAUCAAUACGAAAGCUAUCGAAGCCUUUGCAACAGCAAAAUCAGCCGCAAGCAUUCCAUCAUAAGGCUGGUGCUACAAUAAUUGCACCACCCGUAGCUCCAGCAGCUAAUUACUUCGGUGCUGCACCAUACGCUGGCGUAGCUGCAGCAGCUGCUGCAUUGGAGCAAAGUGGCAUCAUAAUGGUAGAGGCAAAUCCAAAUAGUAGCGGUAACAAAAAAGAACAGAAAAAGAUUGUAGCAGAAAGUGGUGCCCCACAAUCUGGUGGCAAGCCUUCAAAGAGCAAGAAGCGUCGUAAUAAAUCGAAACAAGAAAGUAAUGCACGUGCCGCUGCAGCCGCCGCAGCUGCUGCAAACAGGCAAAUGGGUGAUAAUGUUAGUGAUCACAGUGCAAACGGCCAGCCUAAGAUGAUAACAUUGCGAAAUCCAAUGUUCCAUGGAGGAGCUGCUAGCGCUGCAGCAACGAUACUACAACAAACUCCAGGACUAGCGCAAGGUCGCCCAAUAGGUGGUUUACCGCUUGCCUCGCUGCCAAUGGACCAACCAGCUGCCAUAAUUAAGAACGAAAAUGGCAUGUUCACAAUACGCAAUCCUGCUCUUCAUCAAGCAGUAACAAAAGGUUUAGGCUUAGGACAAGCACCAUAUCGCCAAUUCUAUUAUACGCCACAAGAAGCCGCGGCCGAAGCAGUUAGAGCUACACAACAGCAACAACUAAAUACUACCAACCAAAUCUUAUCAACAAACAAUAAUAAUAGUGAUGGCAGUAGCGUCUCCUCAACUUCGGCCUUCUCAUAUUUCUCGAAUGCAAGCAACGGCAAUACAGCAGCCGCUUCAUCUUCCUCAUCCGCCGCCAGUGUCGGCGCCAACACUAUUGGCAAUAUACAUAACACCAUCAGUAUUAGUUGUACAAGCAUUGAUGAACAUGGUGUUAGCAUACCGUUAACCGGUAAUGGUGGCGGCGGUUUGAAAGGUGAUGCAGCGAUAAUUGCUCGACCAUCACCACAACCAAAAUGUAUCUCAGCUAUUGGUAGUGAAAUAAAGAACGCACAACAGCAGAAACAGAAAAACAAAGAAGGUACACCGCAAUGGACUGCAUAUGGCGGGCAAGAGCUGCAAGGGGCUGGAGUGUCCGGAGUGUCUGGAGCAGACAAUUUAGCAGCAGCGGCAGCAGUUUACCUCGGCGGUGCUGCGACUAGUUGUUUAACAAAUACUGGUAAUAAUGUUGUUGGUGUGGGAACGACUGGCUGUUUAACUGCUGCUUCCUUACAAGAUAAAUAUCAACAGUCCAGUUAUUACAACGGUUUUGUGGAUGUAUUCCCACCAGGCGCUGCUCAAAGCAAUAGCAGUCAACUGUCAACGCCUGGUGCGCAUUCGAGUAAUACUGGUUCUCUUUUUGACGGUGGGCCCGAUUGCCACUUACAUCAUCAUAAUUGUGGCGAAGAUUCGCCUCCACCUACAAUAACCGGAUACAAUUCAUAUCUGGAUGGUAUAACAAAUACCGGGGUUAUACGUUACGAUGAUGCUUCGUUUUUGAAGAAUUUAAUACCUGGACAAAAUCUCAGCAAUGAGGUGUCCAUUCACAACAUAAACGACUCGAAUUUUACACGAAGUACGACAUCACCGGUGCCACAUCGUGUAGAAAUAACGCCGGUCUAUCGCAGUAGGCCGACAUCAACGACUACGAAUAUAUACGAACAUUGUUCAACAUCAGCAUCACUGACAACACAGGGCACACUGAACGAGCAGCAGACAAAAUAUCAUCCAAAUAUUGUACCCAAUUAUAAUGAAACUUUAACUGAUUUCGGCAAUGAUGCCGCCAAUAUGUUUGCAGCGAACAAUCUUGUUAAUCUGAAUGAACUUGACGCGGGCAGUGCUGGGACCGAGUCUGAUGUUGAAUCUUAUCAGCGUUUCAAUUAUGAAUAUGAGAAUCAUCAACAACAACAACAGCAGCAGCAGCAACAGCAACAACAAAACGCAAUACUCGACUUGAAUGAAUUGUUAAUCAAGAAGAAUUCUCACAGUCCACACACGCAAUGUGCAUCACCAUAUCUAGAUGAAGCAGCUAUGGACACUUUUGUGCAAAAUAUCAGCACUUUACAGAUAUCAGCAUCGCCAGAUCAACAAUGUGGUGGUCAUCUGAAUGGGAAUGGUAACGGUGGUAAUGGCGGUAAUGCCACUGGUGCUGGCGGUGUUACGAAUAACACUGCAACAACAACCACUGCCAAUGGCUGGUGGUAAAAUGGUGGUGGUGGUGGUGUUGUUGAAUGAAUAAAGAAAGGAGAAAAGCGCCGUCUAUUCUAACAAAACUGCACACAAGCAAGCAUAUUGCAAUACAUACUCUAAAAUAUACUUACAUACCAUACAUAUGAAUAUAAAAUAUAUACACAUAUAUACAUAACUAUGUACAUGACUACUUAAUGUUCAUGUUAACUCUCUACCAUUAAAGUCUUAAAUUGUCAAUUUAAGUGAAACGUCAUGAUAACGGAAAGAAUUUUUCUGCACCAGUAUGCACUGUGGGGUGCAGUGACAAUUCCUUGUCAUUCAUAGAAUGUCGUGCAAUUGUUCUUUUUUUUCGCAAUUGCAAUUUAUAAAUAAUGAAAAAUAAAAACCCAAUAAAAAACUAAAAUAAAUAUUCCAAUAUGAAAAACAAAACAAAAAGAAACAGAAAUUUUGCCACAUUUGAAAAUACAUAUGGAAAAUAUGCAUAAACCAAAACGUUGCAUCAUUUAUGUAUGCUUACACUUGUGUACAUACCUAAAAUAAUGUUAAAACUAACAGUAAAAUGCGAAUACCUAAAUAUAGACAUUGAAGAAAUACAUAAGAAAAAAGUUUUAAAUACUUAGAUUCC